UUUGUGAAUGACGUCAAUGAUGGAAACCAAGAUGGCGCCGUUUGAGUUGUAGUGAAGGAUCUGUUCAGGAUGCUGAAGGAGGCGACCUUUAAUUUCUGUUUUAUACACUUUAAUCUGUAAGUAAGUGCUUACUGUGAGAAUGGACGGGUUUAUAAUGGAUCAUAUGGACCCGAGUCUGUCAGAGCUGGGAGAUGAGUUCACUCUGGGGGACAUCGACGAGAUGCUGCAGUUUGUCAGUAAUAACUCAGAGUUUUCUGAUCUCUUUGAUGAUCCCAUGCAAACUGCACCAGCACCUGUAGCACAUGCAACCAACCACAUCACCAUGACGACCACCACUUGUGCUCCUGCUACAGUGGCCACGCCCACCACUCGUGCAGCAGUACAAAGCAUAGCGAUCAGUCAGCAGAGCCGAACCACACCGUUACUCCAGCCUCGGCCGCAGCCACCAACACACAUCCAGGUCACAGCCUCUACAGUCCCUAUACAGACUCAGACCAUAGCCAGUUUCCCUGUGCAGACACAGACACAGACUGUGAUGAUCACUCCGUCUGCACCACAGCAAAGGUUCAUACAAAGCCCCGUCAUCUGCCACCAAAACCACAACACUGCCUUUCAGGUCUUCCAGCCACAGGUCCCAAUGACAAUCCAGCACCAGCGUCUACUGACCCCUGCAGCUCAGACCAUUCAGACCAUCUCUGCAGCCCCCACUGCUGUUCACACUGUAUCACCUCAGGUGCAGCAGGUUCCUGUGUUGGUGCACCAGCCACAGAUUUUGAAGACAGACUCAUUGGUUUUAACAACGAUGCAAAAUCCAACUGGAAUUACAUUCACUGCACCCAUACAAACUGCUGUUCAGGUUCCGGUAUGUAUCCUCUCUCUCUCACACACACACACACACACACUCUGUGUACCUGUGUGUAGACUCACACUCUCUCACUCCUUCUCUCAGACUCUGGUGGGUAGUAACAUCCUCACAACUGUCCCAGUCAUGAUGAGUGGUGGUGACAAGCUGCCAAUCAAACAGCUCCCUUCAGGCCCCACCCAGUGCACGAGUGUGACCAGGCCAGGGCCGGAGCAGAGUUCCCCGGUUGCCAUGGGAAUGGGUGGCGUGGUGAAGGAGGGAGAGAGGAGGACAACACACAACAUCAUUGAGAAACGAUAUCGUUCAUCUAUAAACGACAAAAUUCUGGAGCUACGUGACCUUGUCAUGGGCAACGACACCAAAAUGCAUAAGUCUGGUGUGUUGCGGAAGGCAAUUGACUACAUCAAAUACCUGCAGCAGGUGAAUCAGAAACUGAGGCAGGAAAACCUGACACUGAAGAUGGCCAACCAGAAACACAAGUCGGUCUGUGUCGUGGACGAGGUGUCUGUUAUGACUCCUCCACCAUCUGACUCCGGUUCUGCCUCGCCUCAGUUCAGCAUCGACUCAGAACCCAACAGCCCACUGCUUGAACCGAUGAAGAGUGAGCCUUCGUCACCCCCUUCAGUGGGCGUAAUGGAUCGUUCCAGAGUGCUGCUGUGUGCACUCACAUUCCUCUGUGUGUCCCUGAACCCUCUGCCUUCACUCGUCGGCUCAGACAAACACAGCGCCUCUUCUUGGUCUGGAGGAGAAUCUUUCAUACACUCGCGUUCAAUCAUGUGGCUGCCUGCACAAACACAGAACUUUGGUGCAUGGCUAUGGUGUGUGUUGCCUUGGGUGAUGGUGUGGGUGUUGAGUGGAGUAGGUGUGGUUUGGGGAUGUGUGAGGAUUCUGUAUCUAUGGGAACCGGUCACACCCCUUCAUUCACCCACAUCAGUAAUGUUUUGGAGACAUAGGAAACAGGCCGACCUGCAACUGCAGAGGGGUGAUUACAGUGCUGCAGUGAGCAGUUUAGAGACGUGCCUGUCUGUGUUAUCCAGAGCUCUGCCCUCUACCACCUUUGACCUUGCCUGUUCACUCUCCUGGAAUCUGAUUCGCUACUGCUUGCAUAGACCCACCCCACUGGGCUGGCUGGUGCGACUGAUUGGUGGGAAGCAUGAGGGGGAGGAGUCUCAGAUCAGCUCCAGAGAUGCUGCACUGGUUUAUCAUCAGUUGGGCCAGCUACAGCUCACAGGUAAGCUGACAGAGCGCAGUGCUAUGUGGGGAGUGUGUGUGUGUCUGAAUGCAGUCAAUCUGAGUGAGAGUGCGAGAGGGAAAAUGGCUCCUACUGAGCAUGCUCAAAUCUACAUCACCACCGCCAUCUCACUGCGCAAAUCUGCACUGGGAAAACAACUAAGCUUCGUGCCUGCAUAUAUACUGAGUUGUGCAGAGAGUUUGUUUUCAGACUCAAAGCCUCCUGAUUGUCUUCGCUGGCUCUUCACUCCAUUGGCCAGACAGUUUUUCCUGAGCUGUGAUUGGUCAGUGAAGGCUGAGAAUUGUGAAGGAGUGUUUUCAUCUGAAAGAGAACAAGUGGACCCUGUUGCACAGCUGCAUCGGCGUUUCUGUGAGAAGCUUCUAGAGAGAGCUGUACACACACUGAUUCAGCCCCACAGUGACACUGAGAGUGUGAAACACAAAGAUGACAGCGGAGAGUUCAGUGGAGUGAUGGAGUUUCUGCAGCUGUUGAACAGCUGUACUGAUGACUCCUCCUCCCCAACUUCACCUUUCCCAGCACUAGCCAAUCAGAGCUCAGCUUCAGUGUCAGACCCUGUGUGUCGCUGGUGGGCAUUGGUCCUGAAGGCUGCUGUUCAUUGGCUGCAGCGUGAUGAUGUAUCUGUGAGGUCACUACUGGCGGAAGCAGAGCGAAUGCCAAGAGCACUGCACUCUCUGGAUCACCCGUUGCCGAAGGCCGUGUUGGUGCUCUGUAAAGCGAUGCAGAUGAGUGUGUGUCCUCAGAAAGGAGAAGGAACACUGGGCUGCCUCACACACUGCAACAGAGCCAGUGCUUACCUGCACAACAGCAUCACACACACACCCACACACACCUGGCUGCACAAGGGGGCAGAGCUUUUGGUGUGUGACCUCCUGCUGACCCUAAGGACCAGCCUCUGGCAACGUGGGGGUGGAGCUAAUGGAGAACCAAGCCCCGCCCCUUCUCCUCAGUUGGCUGGAUUUCAGAGGGACCUAAGCUCUCUGCGUAAACUGGGACAGGGUUACACACAGGUUCAGCACAAGGUGUUUCUACAUGAGACCACAGUGAGGUUAAUGGCAGGUGCAAGUCCCACUCGCACACACCAGUUAUUGGAGCACAGUCUGCGCCGACGAACACACAGCUAUAAAGAUGGAGUGAGUGUUCCAGGUGAACGCGAGCGUGCUCAUGCCAUCAUGCUGGUGUGUCGUCACCUGCCCCUGUCCCUGCACCGCUCACACCUGCUGGCUCAUGCUAAACACACACUGCAGAGAGUGGGAGACAUACACACACUGCACGCUAUCGCUGCCUCAUAAACACACACACACACACACACACACAGAGCUGUAUAUAAGCUGUACAUAUUAUUGUAGAGAGCUUACAUAAGGGUUAGUUAGAUGGGGUCUGGGGUGAGAGGGGCAGUUUCCUCACAGUAAGUCAGACAGAUAGGUGAGUGUGUGUACAGGUGACAGAGUCUUUAUUAUCAUUAUUUUAUAUGUAUAUUUUAAUUCAUUGUAUUCCUUUCACUGUUCUCUCUCUCUCUCCCUCUCUCUCUCUCUCUAUCUGUCUCUAUCUCUCUCUCUCUCUCUCUCUCUCUCUCUCUCUCUCUCUCUCCCUCUCACUCUCUCUCUCUCUCUGUCUCUCUCUCUCUCUCUCUCUCUCUCUCUCUCUCUCUCUCUCUCUCUCUCUCUCUCUCUCUCUCUCUCCCUCUCUCUCUCUCUCUCUCCCUCUUUGUAUGUUUUUUUUGCUAAUUGUACCAUGUUCCUUUUGUCUAUUAAAGCUGUGGGGUGUAUUUGUGUAACCUAA
Messenger RNA from Tachysurus vachellii, 3893 nucleotides. It is a transcript of the gene srebf2, whose product is annotated as sterol regulatory element binding transcription factor 2. Bases 140 to 3403 code for a protein of 1087 amino acids. Gene Ontology annotation, cellular component: nucleus. Gene Ontology annotation, molecular function: DNA-binding transcription factor activity, RNA polymerase II-specific; RNA polymerase II cis-regulatory region sequence-specific DNA binding; protein dimerization activity. Gene Ontology annotation, biological process: positive regulation of transcription by RNA polymerase II; positive regulation of cholesterol storage. NCBI's taxonomy places the organism in Eukaryota, Metazoa, Chordata, Actinopteri, Siluriformes, Bagridae. The transcript is spliced from 19 exons. The record is from RefSeq and is a predicted model, not a curated record.